AGUGUUUUCAGAACUACUAGCAAAAAGUUACUUGUAUACGAAAACUCAUCUGUCUAAAGUGAAUUUGCAUUUCCCAGACAGACAUCUGAAAGAAGUUAUGGCUCGGAGGACCUUCAUCUUGCGGUGCAGGCACAUUCUUCAAGACUGUACACGGCGUCUGUUGAUGGACGAUGUUGGAUCUGGUGUGCAACUCUUAACAUUGACGAGGCUAGAGACAAUGCACAGAAGCCUCCAGUGGGCAAGGGGAAGACUGAUCAAUGUCACAGCUGCAGACCAACUUCUCAGCGACUUGGCUGAAUUAAUUCAGGAGGUCAGAAUGUCUUCUCAGCCCGGGCAACAGGGUAGUUUUGGCUACCAGGCACCGCUGGUUUUGAGUGGAGGUAGAGGUCGACCACAUUACUGUGUCACUCGGGAACAGCUGUCAUUCUUAAGGUCAUGUGGCUUCACUGCACCCCAGAUGGCAGAUAUUCUGCAUGUGUCUGUGCGUACAGUUAGACGACGUUUGAGACAGUUACACUGCACUCGCGCUUCAUUGUAUGCAGACUUGACCGAUUCUGCCCUAGAUGAACAUGUGCAAGACAUUGUGGCUGGCAAUGACCUAGUUGGUCCUGAGGCUGUGAGGGCAUCGCUGCAUGCAAGUGGACUCCGUGUGCAGAGAAGGAGAGUGCGAGCAAGCAUGAUUCGAUUAAAUCCUGGAGCUGCUGCGCUUCGAGCAGUUCUGCAGAGACCAGAGCGACGGUCUUAUCAGGUGGCAGGUCCAAACUCAUUGUGGCACAUUGAUGGAAACCACAAGCUGAUAAGGUGGCGGAUAGUUAUUCAUGGGGCUAUAGAUGGGUUUAGUCGCCUUGUGGUCUUCCUGCGUGCCUCCAACAACAACCGCAGCAGCACUGUGUUGGACAGCUUCAUCAGUGCUGUGAUCCACUAUGGCAUACCCUCCAGGGUCAGGACGGACAGAGGAGGUGAGAACAGCGCAGUCUGGCUGAUGAUGAACAUCUACAGAGGCUUUGACCGUGGCAGUGCUCUCCGAGGCCGGAGUACCCACAAUCAGAGAAUUGAGAGGCUCUGGGGUGAUCUCUGGCGUGGACUGACGAAUGUCUAUUAUGACUUAUUCCACCAUCUGGAGAGCGAGGGCAUCAUUAAUGUUGACAGUGAGAGGGACCUCUGGGCUCUCCAUUAUGUCUAUCUGCCAAGGAUCAACCGGGACUUAAACGACUUUACAAAUCAAUGGAAUAACCAUGGUUUGAGAACAGAGAGACACAUGAGCCCACUACAGAUUUUUGUUAGAGGCUGCCUUGAGCAACAGGGCCGACCAUCAACUGCCAUGCAGGACAUCUUUGUGGCCAGUGCUGCUGGUGGUGGUGGUCAAGAAGCUGCUGCUGGUGGUGGUGGUCAAGAAGCUGCUGCUGCUGCAGCUGGUGGUGGUCAAGAAGCUGCUGCUGCUGCAGCUGGUGGUGGUCAAGAAGCUGCUGCUGCUGCAGCUGGUGGUGGUCAAGAAGCUGCUGCUGGAAUUCCUAGGACAGAAGAGCUGGAGUUGCUGCUAGACUGGCCAGAAAGACGGAUUACUGUGCCUGACAUCCAGUACAUGUUGGAAGGUCCUGUAAUGGAGGAAGUGCAAGCACGGUUCGACCCACUCAGUGGCCCCAGAGGAAAUCAUGGCAUACAGAUUAUCCGUGAUCUUGUAUCCUUUUUGGAUUCAGCGUUGGGAUCACAGGGACUUCACAGAUGAAGGUGUUCAUAUUUGAUCUUAACUGAACUUUCUUUCAUGUGAGUCAUUGAACUUGCUCAGGAAUCCCCAAAAAGGCAGUAGUGAAAAAGAAAUGUAUUGGGUUGGAGGCAGGGAUGCCCAUGUAGGGCUUUUGUACUUUUGACAACUUUUUCCACCACUGUGAAAGACGUACUUUGUAAUCUAUUAAAAUUCUGUCCCUAUUUUCCCUUUUAAAUUCUUCCAUCCACUAGAUACAACGUGGAUGGCACCACUCAGAUGACUGGGAAGCCUAUCUGUCCCCAUCUCUUAAAAGAAGAGUAUCACCACAGCAGCCCCACUGUGCGCAUCCAGCCAGCCAGUUAAAGAGCUGAAGUUCAAACAGCCCCAAGAACUGAAGGUUUUGCCCAAGAACUUCCACUCACCCUACGAUGGACUGGACCACGAGUGAUGCCCGUCACCAGCUGGAGCCUCACGCAGACGCGCACACACACACACUGAUGU
Messenger RNA from Micropterus salmoides (largemouth bass), 2206 nucleotides. RefSeq lists its product as uncharacterized. The record is from RefSeq and is a predicted model, not a curated record. Gene Ontology annotation, biological process: DNA integration. Gene Ontology annotation, molecular function: nucleic acid binding. The transcript has 6 exons. NCBI's taxonomy places the organism in Eukaryota, Metazoa, Chordata, Actinopteri, Centrarchiformes, Centrarchidae. Bases 98 to 1726 code for a protein of 542 amino acids.